Messenger RNA from Chironomus riparius, 2302 nucleotides. The record is from the annotation of a GenBank genome assembly. NCBI's taxonomy places the organism in Eukaryota, Metazoa, Arthropoda, Insecta, Diptera, Chironomidae.
AAACUUCACACUAUAGAGUAACAGGUCGCGUUCUUUGAAAAUAAAUUUUUUCAACUUUUAAAAGUUUUUAUUUAAAGGAUUUAAAAGAAAUUUAAUUAAGGAGUGACUGAACAUUAAUUUCAAUAUCUCAAAAUGUGGAUUAUUAAAACAACAUUAUCGGUAAUUUUGAUCGUUGGACUUUGUACAGCUGCUGACACGACGUCAUCAAAAUCAAAGACUGUUGUUAAAGAAAAAGAAGCUAAAGAGAAGAGAGAUGCUGGAUCUGCAACCUCAGGACCUUAUUCAUAUGUAGCACCACAAAAGCAAUUCCAUUCACCAAUUCAUGUUGCCCAGCCACAAGCAAAAUACGCAAAUAAUGAGCAUCAACAGACAAUCCAAAAAGUUGCACCUUUGGAAUAUACAAAACAAGAAGUAGCUCCAGUUCAAGUUCAACAUGUACAACAUGUCGAACAACCUGCUCAACAAUUUCACCCAACAACUUUCCAUCAUCAAGCAUCUGCUCACUACGCACCAGAAGCUGAAAAUUCAUUAGCUCAAGCUUACAAAGCAUACGAUGAUUUUGCAUUUUCUUAUCCAAGCUACGAGUCAUUCAGUCAAAUGCCAAUUGUUCAUUAUAAUGGAGAUUAUGAUAAAAUUUCAAGUUCCGUUAUUUCAAUACCCGGCUAUAGCUUAAAAUCAGCUCCAAUGUAUUCAAAUAUUAAGUCUGUUCCAUCUUAUUCAUAUGCUGCUCCUUAUACAUCCCAACCCUCAUCUGCUUCCUAUGUUGUGCCAUCUUCAUACAGCUAUCCAUCGUACACAUCAAACCAUCAAUCCGCUCAACAAGCUCAACAUUCUUAUCCAUCAGCUCAACAUUCCUAUCCAUCAGCUCAACAUUCUUCUUAUCCAUCAGCUCCAUACUCUUAUGCCAACAUUUAUGCACCAGCUAAUAGCCACAGUGCAGGUUAUACAAGUCAAAUCCCAGCAGCUGUUUAUGUUUCACAACCAAUCGUCCACAAACCAGUUCAAACAAAGGCUCCAAUCUAUGCAACCGGAUCUAAGGGAUUAAGUCACUACUCAAGUGCUAAUGCUGCACCAAUUGCUGUCCAUCAAUCAAAUGCAUACGUUAAAAAUACUUAUGAAGUUCCACAAUACACACAAACUGAACGACCAUUCAAGCCUUCAGCAUUUUUGGGUGCAUCACACAUUAGCGGAGGUGAUUCAUAUACAGAACAAUCAAUUUCAUCAGGAAAGCCAUUAAAUACUGCUGAAUAUUAUGUUCCAAGCAAAUCAUAUCUUCCAGCUAAGGAAACAGUCCAAUAUGUAUCAUAUCCAGUCAAAGAAAAUGUCCAGUAUUCAUCAUAUCCAGUCAAAGAAAAUGUCCAAUAUUCAUCAUAUCCAGUUAAAGAAAAUGUCCAAUAUUCAUCAUAUCCAGUCAAAGAAAAUGUUCAAUAUUCUUCAUAUCCAGUUAAAGAAAAUGUCCAAUAUUCAUCACAACCAGCAAAGCAAACUGUCCAAUAUUCAUCACAUGCUAACAAAGAAGUUGCUCAAUAUGCUUCACACCCAGGAAAAGAAACCUAUCAAUAUGUAGCACAGCCACAAAUUGAAUAUCAAAUUCAGUAUGUCCAACAACCAGCAAAGUCAUAUCUUCCACCCGUUGCUAACAGUUAUUUGCCACCAAAAUCAGCUGUUCCAGAAGCACCAAAGAACUCAUACCUUCCACCAACUACAGCCUAUCCACAAGCACCAUCAAAAAAUUAUUUGCCAGCUAAGGUUGAAAAGCCAGUGAGCACAUACUUGCCACCAACUAAAACAUACCUUCCACCAAGUGCUUCAUACCAAAAUCAACAAUAUCAACAUCAUCAAGCUCCAUCAGCACCAUCACAAUCAAACACAGAAGUCCAUCAACAAUAUCAACAGUCACAUGAAAAUUAUGAUUCAUCAGAAUAUCAAGCAGUUGUGUCACAAUCGGGACAUAAAUAAGAAGUUGUGCACUCUACAGUAUUAUCAUCAUCAUUUGCAUAUAAAAAUAGACAACCUGAAUUGUCUUUUCACCAUCAUCAUCAUUCUUAUUUAUUAAAAAUGAUAUCAUGCUGUAUUUUUUGUUACUUAUAUUACAUUUGUUUUUGUUAAUGCCUUAUUGUUAAAAGAAAAAUGUUGUUUGUUGAAUUUAAAAAUCUGUGUCACACAUCAGACGACGACAUGAAUGAAAGUGAAAAGAACAUUUACGCACGUCGGGUAUAAUGACUUUUUCCCCUCAUUUGUUACUUGCUUACUCAACAAUAAAUUGAGAUAAUUUUUAAGAAAUAAACAUAUUUGUAAAGAC